GUUAAGCCACGAUAUAAACAACAUAUCCACGUAGUCAAUGGUCCAUUCUGCGAUAGGUGGCGAUAGUUCACUGAUACACGAACCGCCGUGAAACAAGAUGACGUCACAACUAGCGUCAUCAGUCAGCGUUGGGUCUCCUGAGUUUUGUUGCCCCAUCACACAGCAGUUCACCCACAGUUCAGCGUCUUCACAGUAAAAGAUGGAAUGUUCCCAGUAGUCUAAAAGUGAAGAAGAUAAAGUUUGUGAAAGAAAGUAAACAAACAUGAAUGAUCCAGAGCCCUGCGGAAUAAAACUGGAAGAUAUUGAACAACAAAUAGACCUGAUAGAAGAGAACGAGGAGACUGAAGAACUUAUUGAAGAAGGGGAGAUUCAUCAGGUCAAAACUGAAGAAACAUCCUGGAGUCCCUCAUUGAAAAACGACAAUAUAUGUUUCACUUGCCCUCAGUGUGGAAAGUGUUUCUCAUUCAAGCAAAAUCUUGACCUUCACAUAAAAUUGCAUAAUGGAGAGAAGCCGUACGCAUGUGAUCAGUGUGAGAAGAUUUUCACUAUAAAAAGAAACCUGAUUGAACACGUGAAAAUUCACACUGCAGAGAAGCCACACACAUGUGAUCAGUGUGGGAAGAGCUUUUCACAAAAAGGAAACCUUAACGAACACCUGAAAAUCCACACUGGCGAGAGGCCAUUCCCAUGUGAUCAGUGUGAGAAGAGAUUCACACAUAAAGGAAACCUUAAUGAACACCUGAAAAUCCACACGGGCGAGAAGCCAUAUGCAUGUGAUCAGUGCGGGAAGAGUUUUGCACAUAAAACAAACUUUAACGACCACAUGACAAUCCACACUGGAGAGAAACCACACACUUGUGCUCAAUGUGGGAAGAGUUACGCACGAAGAGGAGCCCUUAAUGAUCACAUGAAGAUCCACACCGGAGUGAAUCCGUACACGUGUGAUCAGUGUGGGAAGAGUUUCAGAAAAUCAGGGGUUUUUAAAGUACAUCAACUUACUCAUUCUAGAGAAAGACUGCACAAUUGUGACCAAUGCGGUAAAAGUUUUUUUAGAGCAGAUUUCUUGAAGGACCACCUGAAAGUUCAUUCAAAGGAGAGGCCUCAUGUAUGUUCUUUGUGUGGAAAGAGUUUCAGACAGACGAGUGCAUUAAAGAGACAUCAGAAAAGACACAGUGGUGUGAAGGAUCAUGUUUGCUCUGAAUGUGGGAAGGCUUUUUUUACAGAUAGUGCACUGAAAGUGCAUCAGUCAGUUCACACUCGAGAAACACCUUAUAAGUGUUCACACUGUGACAAGAGCUUCAAACGCUCAGAAUAUCUGAAAAUACACGAGAGGAUCCACACUGGAGAGAGACCGUAUCUCUGCCCUUCAUGUGGGAAGAGUUUCACUCAUUUAUCUUCUCUAAUCGGUCAUAAAAAAAAAUGCAUGUCUGAAAUUACAAUAAGUAGUUCGAGUUGAACUGUAAGACUGCAUCAAACAAUUGUUGAUAAUUGAUUAAUCAAAGGUUGUUAGAUCAAUGAAUCAACUGAUUGUUGAUUAUUUUACAGAUUAAUAAUUAUUAAUUAUUUUAUUUUAAUCAUUUUAUUAUUAUUUUGUCAUUGUUCAUGCUUUUAUAUUUUAUAUUGCUUAUUCUUUUACUUAUUUCCUUGCGAUGCUUGCUAUUGUUGUUUAAUCUUAUGAAUAUUAUUGGUAAGAGAUUAGAGAAUGUCAUUGUUUCAAAGUUUUUAAUUUUGUAAAGCAGUGCUUUUUCCAUUGUUUUUGCUUUGGUAUAAUAGGACUUGUUGGAUUUGUCUGAGCUAUUAUACAAUUGCAUUCAGAUGAAAUCUUGAGCAUUGAAACAUACGCAACUAAGAUUAUUCAAUAAAUUGUGGUCUUUGUUAUA
Messenger RNA from Carassius carassius (crucian carp), 1880 nucleotides. RefSeq names its product gastrula zinc finger protein XlCGF52.1-like. Bases 263 to 1456 code for a protein of 397 amino acids. Gene Ontology annotation, cellular component: nucleus. The transcript has 3 exons. The record is from RefSeq and is a predicted model, not a curated record. Gene Ontology annotation, molecular function: DNA-binding transcription factor activity, RNA polymerase II-specific; RNA polymerase II cis-regulatory region sequence-specific DNA binding. Gene Ontology annotation, biological process: regulation of transcription by RNA polymerase II; central nervous system development. NCBI's taxonomy places the organism in Eukaryota, Metazoa, Chordata, Actinopteri, Cypriniformes, Cyprinidae.